AUGGACCGUCCUGCGACUCCCACAGGAGGUCCUCCGGGAUAUAGUGCAGCUCCUCCGUCGUAUUCAGGGGUGUCUAAUGGCAACGCCCGACCUAAGAUGUCUAACAAUGGAUCCACGGCGCGGCUCUUGAGUUCGAUGGAUGAGGCCGAGUAUCGACCGUACGUACCCCCAAGGCCUCCAUCCCCUCGAAGAUCACAAGCUCCCUCGAUCGCUUCCAUAUCGCGACCACACACGCCCUCCGUUAUCGAAAAUGCGCCGAAGCUGACACCCACGGCUGGGAACACCUCUUAUGUACCUUACCUGCCCAGCCACGGCUCCCCAUCUCGAUCCACACUCUCGCGUACAUCGCCAGAGUCGUCACGUCCUCCACCGUCUGACAUUUCAUAUGAACCUGCUGAUAUUAACGGUAGCCCACGACCAGGUACACCAUCGUCGAAAUAUGGUGGGAGUCCGAAACGACCUUUGCCACCUGCUCCUUUGUUCUCAAGUCCACAACGUGUAAGCAAGGCUUCAGGCAACAUACUCGAGGGUAGCGCAAUUCCAAUUCAAGAAGGUGACGAUGAUGUCUUCGGUGCCCAAAGCAACGAUGCAAGAGCAAGCUUGAAAUCGCAUGAUUCUUUCCAUUCGGAGUCUACCUAUACGGAAGAGCUUUAUUCGAAAGGUGAAGACGAGGAUCAUUAUGGUCCAGCACCGUUGGGUCGCCAGCAGAGGCGCGGUGCAAGACAAGCACAAAUGGCGAAAAAGGAAGUCCGAUUGAUCAACGGCGAGUUAAUAUUGGAGUGUAAGAUACCAACCAUACUGUACAGUUUCUUGCCCAGACGAGACGAUGUCGAGUUCACACACAUGCGGUAUACCGCUGUUACUUGCGACCCAGACGACUUUGUACUUAAAGGAUACAAGUUGAGACAGAACAUUGGCACCACAACACGAGACACCGAAUUAUUCAUAUGUAUAACCAUGUACAACGAAGAUGAGAUCGACUUCACGAGGACUAUGCACGGAGUCAUGAGAAAUAUCUCCCACUUCUGUUCCAGAUCUAAGUCACGCACCUGGGGCAAAGAUGGCUGGCAGAAAAUCGUGGUUUGCAUUGUUUCUGAUGGCCGAAGAAAGGUACAUCCUAGGACACUGGACGCACUCGCAGCCAUGGGAUUAUACCAACACGGCAUUGCGAAGAAUCUUGUAAAUCAAAAGGAGGUCACAGCGCAUGUAUAUGAGUACACGACACAGGUAUCCCUGGAUGCAGAUUUGAAGUUUAAAGGAGCAGAGAAAGGGAUCGUGCCAUGUCAGAUGAUAUUCUGUCUGAAAGAAAAAAAUCAGAAAAAGCUUAACUCCCAUCGAUGGUUCUUCAAUGCAUUCGGAAGAGCACUUACGCCGAAUGUCUGUAUCUUGCUCGACGUCGGUACUAAACCAGGACCGACUUCAUUGUACCAUCUUUGGAAGGCUUUCGAUACUGACUCGACGGUCGCUGGCGCGUGCGGAGAGAUCAAAGCAGGCAAAGGCAAGAACUGGCUAGGUUUGCUCAAUCCUCUCGUCGCAUCUCAAAACUUCGAGUACAAAAUGUCCAACAUUCUUGACAAGCCGCUGGAAUCUGUUUUCGGGUACAUCACCGUCUUGCCAGGAGCAUUAAGCGCCUAUCGCUAUUAUGCUUUACAAAACGACGCGACUGGACACGGUCCACUGAGCCAGUAUUUCAAGGGUGAAACCUUGCAUGGCCAGAAUGCGGACGUAUUCACAGCAAAUAUGUAUCUUGCGGAAGAUCGCAUCCUGUGCUGGGAGUUGGUUGCGAAAAGGAAUGAGCGGUGGGUCCUGAAGUACGUCAAGAGCGCUAUAGGAGAGACGGACGUGCCAGACGCCACACCUGAAUUCAUAUCUCAACGGAGAAGAUGGCUCAACGGAGCCUUUUUCGCGGCUGUCUACUCGCUGGUCCAUUUUAGACAGGUUUGGCAUACGGAUCAUACCUUAUGGCGAAAAAUAUUACUGCAUAUUGAAUUCGUAUACCAAUUCGUGAGCUUGGGAUUCACAUACUUCUCAUUGGCCAACUUCUAUCUUACCUUCUACUUCAUAGCAGGCUCUAUUUCAGAUCCGAAGCUUGACCCUUUCGGUCAUCAUAUUGGGUUGUAUGUUUUCGUAGUUCUGCGAUUUGCCUGUGUACUCCUGAUAUGUACGCAAUUCAUCUUGUCAAUGGGCAAUCGACCACAAGGAGCCAAGAGAAUGUUUAUGACUAGCAUCAUAAUCUAUUCGGUCAUCAUGGCAUACACGACGUUCGCUGCCCUAUACAUCGUCAUCACACAACUCAGGGACAAGAAGAACACUUUUGCCUUGGGGAAUAACGUCUUCACUAAUCUCAUCGUCUCCACGGCUUCUACCGUAGGGCUAUAUUUCCUCAUGUCAUUUCUCUACCUUGACCCCUGGCACAUGUUCACAAGCUCAGCGCAAUAUUUUGCUCUUCUACCCUCUUAUAUCUGUACGUUGCAAGUGUACGCCUUCUGCAAUACACACGAUGUCACUUGGGGCACCAAAGGUGACAAUGUGAUUCAUAUCGAUUUGGGCGCCGCGGUCUCUGGUAAGGGCAACACUGUCGAAUUAGAAAUGCCAAGCGAGCAGCUUGACAUCGAUUCUGGCUAUGACGAAGCACUCCGUAACCUUCGUGACCGACUCGAGGUGCCGAAAGACGCGGUCAGCGAAGCGCAACAGCAAGAGGAUUAUUACCGAGCUGUCCGGACCUACAUGGUUGUAUCCUGGAUGAUUGCUAACGCCAUUCUGGCUAUGGCCGUGAGCGAAGCGUACAGCAGCACUCACGUUAGCAACAAUUUCUACCUGAAGUUCAUUCUCUGGUCUGUCGCAGCCGUGGCGUUCUUCCGCGCAAUCGGUAGCAGUACGUUCGGUGUGAUCAACAUUGUGCAUAUGAUCGCGGAAGGGAGGAUGAGGGUCAGUUGGAAGGGCAUCAAGUGUCCUGACUGGGUCAGUGAUACAGGGAGUAAGGUGUCUACCCGUUUCAGCUUCUUUGGCGGCAGUAGCUGGGCAAGCGGUAGCAGCAUGGGGAAGACGGCGCGGAGUGGGUGA
Molecule: messenger RNA, 3063 nt
Organism: Bacidia gigantensis
Lineage: Eukaryota; Fungi; Ascomycota; Lecanoromycetes; Lecanorales; Ramalinaceae
Exons: 4
Coding region: 1-3063 (1020 amino acids)
Cellular component (GO): cell septum; cell periphery
Molecular function (GO): chitin synthase activity
Source: RefSeq, a predicted model, not a curated record